Molecule: messenger RNA, 1838 nt
Organism: Camponotus floridanus (Florida carpenter ant)
Lineage: Eukaryota; Metazoa; Arthropoda; Insecta; Hymenoptera; Formicidae
Gene: ninaG
Product: neither inactivation nor afterpotential protein G
Exons: 9
Coding region: 128-1789 (553 amino acids)
Molecular function (GO): oxidoreductase activity, acting on CH-OH group of donors; flavin adenine dinucleotide binding
Source: RefSeq, a predicted model, not a curated record
UAUCGGGAUCGAACGCGUAGCCGUUAUAGUUCCGCGUUCGUCUCGCGCGUUUGUCUCAGUGAUACCGAGAGACGACCGUCGACCGGACGUUGUCCUUCUCGCGCGUGAUUUUUCGAGAGCAGAGGAUAUGUGGGGCCACGUAUUGAUCUCGAUCGUCAUCCUGUUAACGUCGUUGCUAUAUCAUUAUCACUUCACCGAGCCGGCCAGUAUUAUCGAUUAUCCUGAAACGCAUUACGACUAUAUUGUUGUCGGCGCUGGAACCUCUGGCUGCGUGAUUGCAUCACGGCUCUCGGAAAUGUCGAACGUGACCGUUCUGCUCGUGGAGGCCGGUGGAUACUUUGGAUGGACAUCGGCUAUACCGCUCUUAGCGCCGAUGAUGCAAGACACCGAAGUCGAUUGGGCCUAUAAAACGGAGCCGCAAGUCUUCUCGUCCCGAGGGUUCAACGGCUAUAGACAAAACUGGCCGAGAGGAAAAGGAUUGGGUGGGAGCGGGCAGCUUAAUUACCUCGUCCAUUCCUUCGGGAGGCCCGAGGACUACAAGAAAUGGCCCAAGGGCUGGUCGCACGCCGACUUACUUCCCUACUUUCAAAAAGUGUCCGAUAUCAUGAACGUUAUCCCGAUGCCGGAGGAAGAGUAUCUAACAAAGGCCUUCGUUUUGGCCGAAGAAUCAUUAAAAUUGGAUAACGUAUCCCUGGGAAAGGCGAUGUACACCGCGAAGAAAGGCACCAGAUGGAGUACAUAUCACGCUUACUUGCAGAAGGCUUGGAAUCGCAAGAACUUACAUAUCCUCAUGAAUACGCUUGUUACAAAGAUACUUUUCCAGAAUAAUAAAAUCGAUGGCAUUAAAAUGAUGUAUAAAAACGGCUCAAUCGGAAGUAUCGGCGUGAGAAAGGAGGUGAUUCUUUGCGCAGGCACCAUCAACACUCCGCAAUUACUUCUAAUCUCCGGCGUAGGACCUAUGAGCGAAUUGGAGAAGCACAAGAUAUCCGUGGUGCGGCAUCUUCCAGAGGUAGGACGAAAUCUAUUCGAUCAUCUGAACGUGCCCGUUUACGUGAAUCUGCGAGAGCGCGUCAGCAUCACGCUCGUGAAAUUGCAAACUGUGCCGGAGGUGUUCAAUUAUUUCACUUUCGGAACCGGAUGGUUGGCUACUAACGGCGUAAUGGGAUUGGGGCGUGCUAAUAACAGUGGCCUCCUCCUCUUCGGAGUAGCGUCCACGGAGGAAAAAUUGCUGAAGGUCAUCUCAAAUUUCGAGACCGAGACGUAUAGGUCGCUAUUUCCGUCACAUAACGAUAGCAUGCACGAGGGAUUCAUUUAUCUCGCGUCGUGUCUGCAACCCAAGAGUCGCGGAAGAGUAACAUUGAGAUCGAGCGACAUCCGCGAUCCGCCAAGAAUCAAUCCGGCGUAUCUCCAGGACUCCGACGAUGUCACGUGCACCUACCGAGCUAUAAACUUUGCGCUGGAGACUCUUAAUACAAGACUCUUUCGCGAAUACGGCGCAAAAAUUCACAUUCCCGAUUUCGAGGAAUGUCGUCAUUUACGACCGGAUUAUCGGGACUUUGAUUAUUCGGAGUGCGUCAUGAGAAUCGCAGGACUCACGGGUUAUCAUCCAUGUGGCACAUGCAGAAUGGGGGCGGUUGUGGACGAGGAAUUAAGAGUGAAAGGCGUGAGUGGAUUAAGGAUAAUGGACGCCAGCGUCGUGCCGUCUCCAAUUUCCGGCACGCCGAAUUCAGUUCUCGUCGCGAUGGCCGAACGCGCAUCCGACAUAAUUAUGGAUCGAACAUUUAAUUAAGAACCGAUUCAUUCAUUAUGUGUAAUAUGUAUAUAUAUGAUUUAUUAAU